AUGGGGCAACGUGGGUUCGAACCAGGACUAUCGAUGACCCCGUAUGGAACGAUGAAUUCAGAUGGGAUUAAGGAUCCGGCUCUCUACACUCACCACUGGUCUCUUUUGGUGAUCCAGCCUAACGGGGUCAAGAAAAUGGGUGAAAUCGAAUUGGCCGUCGGAGCCACCAUUGAAGAAGCUGGUUGUGGAGUUUUUUCUCGAUUUGGAUUCUCACUCUUGGAGCUCUCGCAGAACCAAGGUGAACGUCACAAGGAUUAUAGAUACUCUGAGCUUUUUGGGUGA
Molecule: messenger RNA, 282 nt
Organism: Arabis nemorensis
Lineage: Eukaryota; Viridiplantae; Streptophyta; Magnoliopsida; Brassicales; Brassicaceae
Source: the annotation of a GenBank genome assembly